CUGCUCCAUCAGCUCACGUACGCGGCAUGCAUGUGCCUACGGCUACAAAUACGUACCCAUCGAUCUCUCGACAGUCGACCCAAUACAAGCAUCGAGAGCAGUGCAGUUUGUACUUUGUAGCCAGCAAUGUCGAGCCAUAGAUCUUGUGGCCCGGUAGCGCUGCUCGCCUGCGUCGCCCUGAUGGCGGCGGUGGCCGGCGCGGCGCAGUACAACGUCGGCGGCGACAACGGGUGGGGCGUGCCCGGCGCCGGCGCCGAGUCCUACAACACCUGGGCCGAGAAGACCACCUUCCAGGUCGGCGACCAGCUCGUGUUCGUGUACCCCAAGGACAAGGACUCCGUGCUGCUGGUGGCGCCGGCCGACUACAACGCCUGCAACACCAACACCUACGACAAGCAGUUCACCGACGGCAACACCGUCUUCGACCUCGACCGCGCCGGCGCCUUCUUCUUCAUCAGCGGCGUCGACGCCAACUGCCGCGCCAACGAGAAGCUCAUCGUCAUGGUCGCCGCCGCCGCCGCCGCCGCCAAGGGCGCGCCCACGCCGACCCAGGGCUCGCCCGCAGCAACGACCCCGCCGUCUGAUCCCUCGGGUGGCGCACCGCCAAACUCCCCGGCAACGCCCAAUGCUCCGGCCGGCGCGGCGAGCAGCUCGACGCCAGCCAAGGGCGCGCCUCCUGGUGCCGCCAGCGGCGCCGGCCUCACGGUGGCAGGCCUCGCCGGCUCGUUCGCGGCGUGGUUUGGAUACGCCAUGCUUGCUUUCUAGUGCUGCUUUGCAGAGCUAUCUUUCACUACUCUUUUUUCUUAAAGCCAGGAGAAUAUUUGUACUCUCUCCCUGCUCUGAUCCUGUUCCGUUAUGGUCAAUGACAAAUCCAAUAUGAUGGUUCCUAAAUGA
Messenger RNA from Hordeum vulgare subsp. vulgare (domesticated barley), 894 nucleotides. RefSeq names its product early nodulin-like protein 1. The record is from RefSeq and is a predicted model, not a curated record. Gene Ontology annotation, molecular function: electron transfer activity. The coding region runs from base 127 to 765 and encodes 212 amino acids. Lineage: Eukaryota; Viridiplantae; Streptophyta; Magnoliopsida; Poales; Poaceae. Gene Ontology annotation, cellular component: plasma membrane. The transcript is spliced from 2 exons.